CUGUAUUUUAAUUCAGCUGCAGCCUCGAGAAAACUGCUUUCAAUCCUUUGAUGAUUCUGAUCUACUCGCAAUUAAACCGACUUAGCUCCAUUCAACUGUAUAUUAGUUUCAGUCACAGUGAACUCGGUUGCUCUGCUUGAGAUUGUAGUCAUGGCUGAGAGUGAAAUCAAGCUUCUGGGUGCAUGGCCAAGCCCAUUUGUGAUGCGAGCUCGGAUCGCCCUUAACAUCAAGUCCGUAGACUACGAGUUCCAUCAAGAGAAACUGGGAUCCAAGAGUCAGCUCCUCCUCGAGUCCAACCCAGUUUACAAGAAAAUCCCAGUUCUCAUCCACGAUCAGAAGCCCAUAUGCGAGUCCCUCAUCAUCGUUCAGUACGUCGACGAGGCUUGGUCUUCCGGACCCUCCAUCCUCCCUUCCGACCCUUAUGACCGCGCUAUUGCCCGCUUCUGGGCUGCCUAUAUUGACGACAAGUGGUUUCCAUCGCUGAGUGGAUUAGCGAAGGCUCAAGGAGAGGAGGCAAAGAAGGCGGCGAUGGAUCAAGUGCUUGAAGGGUUCCUGUUGUUGGAGGAGGCGUUUGGGAAGUGUAGCAAAGGGAAGGAUUUCUUUGGCGGGGAUCGAAUUGGGUACCUUGAUAUUGCUUUGGGUUGCUUCUUGGGGUGGCUGAGGGUGUCGGAGAAGAUGAAUGGUGUGAAACUGCUUGAUGCAGCCAAGACGCCUGGUCUGGUUGGAUGGGCGGACAAGUUUUGCGGGGACGAUGCCGUGAAGGAUGUGAUGCCGGAGACUGAUAAGCUUGCGGAGUUCGCUAAGAUUCUUUUCCAGGCCAAGGCCAAUGCUCCUCCGCCGGCUAAUUAAUUACCAUGUAUUAGCUAACGGGAUCUUUUAAGUGGAGUGUGGAUUGGUUGCAGUGUUCAUCGGCGCAAACUUGGUUUGUUGUGCCUGGUUUUUCUUUUUUCCCCCCUUUUCUACGUGAGUCCAUGAUGAUAUUCCUGGUUAAUAGACGCUAUCCUCAUAGGUUUAUUUACCACGAUUAUAGCUAUUCCUCCUGUCAACAUCCUUUGAGGCAAGGCUUUUAUGAUAAGAUUUUAUAAAUUAUCAUUUUGAUGAAA
Messenger RNA from Vitis vinifera (wine grape), 1103 nucleotides. RefSeq names its product glutathione S-transferase U17. Gene Ontology annotation, cellular component: cytoplasm. The record is from RefSeq and is a predicted model, not a curated record. Gene Ontology annotation, biological process: glutathione metabolic process. The transcript is spliced from 3 exons. Bases 151 to 849 code for a protein of 232 amino acids. Gene Ontology annotation, molecular function: glutathione transferase activity. NCBI's taxonomy places the organism in Eukaryota, Viridiplantae, Streptophyta, Magnoliopsida, Vitales, Vitaceae.